Danaus plexippus (monarch butterfly) is the source of this 1468-nucleotide messenger RNA. Its product is annotated as spherulin-2A-like. The transcript has a single exon. The coding region runs from base 80 to 1003 and encodes 307 amino acids. The record is from RefSeq and is a predicted model, not a curated record. Lineage: Eukaryota; Metazoa; Arthropoda; Insecta; Lepidoptera; Nymphalidae.
GUAUAUAUUGAUUGAUUGAUAUAUAAAUAUAAUAUCGAUAUCGACUCACGCCAUUUGUUCCGUCCUUAAUGAAGACGCUAUGACAUUGAGAAUAUAUGUCUAUUUGUGUAUAUUUUUAUUGUGCGAGUGCAGAAUCAAUAUUAAUAUAAAAGUUUCGUCAAGCAAAACCGGGUCAAACAUUAGUUAUAAUGGUUUCGAUGACAAAUUGAUAACUAGCAAGGAGAUAAAUCUCUAUAAUUUGAGUGAUUCGAAUCUAAAAAAAGGUGUGAGAAUAGAGUUAGGCCGAAUACCUGAUGACGUGUUCCUAAACGAAUCGCCCAAGUAUGGUGAUUUAUACAAAACAUAUAAGUGGCCGAGAAUUAGGAGGAAUUUAAGCGUCAAUAAAGCAGAAGUUAUGGACGUUAUAAGUAAAAAUGUAAUCGUAAACAAAAUCGAUCACAUCAACAACACAACGAGGAAAUCUAAAAUAAAGAUAAACGAAUUUUUUCCAGUUGAGAAUAUUGUUUCAUCAGCAUGGUCCAAAGACGGACUGCCAGAUGAUGAUAUAAAUUACAAAAUUAAUAUAGAUUUAAUUCUAAAAAAAGUCACAUUUGAAAAUAAAUGGCGUAACACAACGCUGAAGACAGUCGAAAUACAAUUCGGUUUAAAAAAUCCAGGAUACGUCGAAAUCGAACCGGGAAAUACAAUUACUACAAAACUUACGGCUAGAAAAACUACAGCUCUGUACAAAAUAACCUACAAAGCACAACUGACAGGUUCCAUGAUUGUAAAUUUCGCUCAUGUUUACGGUCAAUAUCAUUUUUACGCGCCAAAAAUAUCGGAUAUAAUGAAAGCGAACAGACUCAAUAACGAAAUUUUAACGACUGAAGUUAUUGAAAUCAAAUGCUACACGGAUCCUAGGAUGGAUGUGUUCGAUAAGAGUACUGGCAGGAAAAUGGCUAUUAUGUUUUUAAAUAAACCUUUUUGGAGAAGAAAAAAUAAAACUAAAAAUAAAAAUAAAUAAUUUAACGAUAUUAAAAAUAAAUAUUUACAUUUAUUUUAUGAAAAACAAUUAUUAAAUAUUCUAUUUAAUGAGUGUGAUUUUAAAUAGAACUAAAGUUUUUAUGAAUUUUUAUUCCACAAAUUUGUAAUGAGCGCCAUCUUAUCGCUUCAGAGGGAUAAGACAUCAAAUAAAAUGUUUCAACUUUCAUUAUAUGGAUUUUAUAUUAAUUAGUUUAUACUUUAUUAAAUAAAAAUAUAAAACUAAUACUGCAUCAUAGAUUUUAUCUUAUUUGCAUUCAUUCAAUAUAAGUCGUAAUAUGAUAUUUGGAAUACACUGUUAACAAUUUAGUUCAUUUUUCAAGCACUAGAUAGAGCUGGUAUCGCUUGAAUGAUCAAAUUAUUGAAGUUCAUAUCACUAAAUAAGUUAAAUAAAUGUAUAUUAAAAACAUAAAUAAAAAAUAUUAAAUAAUAUAUUAGUACAAAAUUU